GAGGCUGCCAGGAAGCAUUCAUUAUCAAGCUGCCCUAGCCCUGCUGCACACCUGGAGGUAAUAGGACCAGCACAUGAGCCAUGGCCUGGACUGUCUGCCACACUUGGUGCAAGAGGAGCUGAGGGACCGCGCCGGAUAAAAUUCUUUGGUGGACUGGAUCCAGUGCAUGGGCUGUAUUUUGCCCACCCUGACCUACUUGCUUUCCUUUCAGUGGCAAGACAUUGGUAGUACCUUCAUCAUCCUGCUGUUUUACCAGUUGCAAGAUAAGAACCAUUGCUGCAUGAACUGCAACUAGAUAUCCAACUCUUCUCUUUGCACUACAUUAUGCCAUUGGAGAUGGACUCAAAAGUAAACAAUCUUACUUUUGGGUGUCAACGAAGCUCAACAUCUGAUGAUGAUUCUGGCUGUGCCUUAGAAGAAUAUGCUUGGGUUCCACCAGGCCUUAGACCAGAACAGGUCCAGCUGUAUUUUGCCUGUUUGCCAGAGGAGAAAGUCCCUUACAUUAACAGCCCUGGAGAGAAAUACAGAAUUAAACAGCUUCUAUAUCAGCUGCCACCCCAUGAUAAUGAGGUCAGAUAUUGUCAGUCUUUAAGUGAAGAAGAGAAGAAGGAACUGCUGAUGUUUAGUGCUCAGCGUAAGAAGGAGGCAUUGGGGAGAGGCACUAUUAAACUACUCUCAAGAGCACUAAUGCAUGCAGUUUGUGAACAGUGUGGGACAAAAGUAAAUGGAGGUGAAGUUGCUGUUUUUGCUUCAAGAGCUGGACCUGGAGUAUGUUGGCAUCCAUCUUGUUUUGCAUGCUCUACAUGCAAUGAGCUGCUCGUUGACCUAAUCUACUUCUACCAAGAUGGAAAAAUUCAUUGUGGUAGACAUCAUGCUGAACUUCUCAAGCCUCGUUGCUCAGCCUGUGAUGAGAUCAUCUUUGCGGAUGAGUGCACAGAAGCUGAGGGUCGCCAUUGGCACAUGAAGCAUUUUUGUUGUCUCGAGUGUGAAACUAUCCUUGGAGGACAAAGAUACAUAAUGAAGGAUGGACGCCCAUUCUGUUGUAGCUGUUUUGAAUCUCUUUAUGCAGAGUACUGCGAGACCUGUGGGGAACAUAUAGGUGUUGACCAUGCUCAGAUGACUUAUGAUGGACAGCACUGGCACGCUACAGAGACCUGCUUUUCUUGUGCUCAGUGCAAAACCUCUUUGCUGGGUUGUCCUUUCCUUCCCAAGCAAGGACAAAUUUACUGUUCAAAAACCUGUAGUUUGGGAGAAGAUGUUCAUGCCUCUGACUCCUCUGACUCUGCCUUUCAGUCUGCCCGAUCAAGGGACUCUAGAAGAAGUGUUCGUAUGGGAAAGAGCAGUCGGUCAGCUGACCAGUGUAGACAGUCUCUUUUACUGUCACCAGCACUGAAUUACAAAUUUCCUGGUCUUUCUAGCAAUGCAGAUGAUACCCUUUCUCGCAAGCUGGAUGACUUAAGCCUUUCAAGGCAUGGGGCAAGUUUUGUUAAUGAAGACUUCUGGAAAGGAAGAGUAGAACAAGAAAUGCCUGAAGAUCCUGAAGAGUGGGCUGAGCAUGAAGACUAUAUGACUCAACUACUUAUAAAGUUUGGUGAUAAAGGCCUCUUCCAGCAGCCCAGUGAAGUAGACAUCAGAUCAAGUGAACACUGGAUUUCUGAUAGCAUGGCCAAAAGCAAGUCUGAACUGAAAAAAAAUAAUCAAAGCCUGGCAAGCAAAAAAUAUCAGUCAGAUAUGUACUGGACCCAGUCACAAGAUGGCUUGGGUGAUUCUGCCUAUGGCAGCCAUCCAGGCCCUGCCAGCAGCAGAAAAAUUCAAGAGUUGGACAUGGAACAUGGGGCUUCAGGAUACAAUCGUGAUCAGACACAGUGGUACGAAGGCUCAUUGGAAUGUCUGUCAGAUCUGAAACAACAAGAACAAAGUGUUCGUGAUUCAAUGGAUUCAUUGGCUUUGUCUAAUAUAACAGGGGCUUCGGUGGAUGGAGAAGGCAAGCCACGGCCAUCUUUGUAUUCUUUGCAAACCUUCCAAGAGCUGGAAGCUGAGGAAUGUGAGAAAAUGAGUAAUAUGGGAACUCUGAAUUCUUCAAUGCUCCAUAGGAGUGCAGAGUCUUUGAAAAGUUUAAGUUCAGAGUUGUGUCAAGAGAAGAUAAUAUUGCCAGAAGAAAAGCCAGUGCAUAUGCCUGUGCUUAGAAGAUCCAAAUCCCAGUCUAGACCACAACAGGUAAAAUUUUCAGAUGAUGUUAUCGACAAUGGAAACUAUGAGAGUGUUGAAAUUCGUCAGCCUCCAAUGAGUGAGAGAACUCGUAGGCGUGUUUACCAUUUUGAGGAACGUGGACACCGCCAUCAGCGUCGUCGCAGGAGAAGUAGAAAGUCUCGUUCUGACAAUGCACUUCACCUGGCUACAGAAAGAAGAUGCUCACCAAAAGAGAGACUUCAGUUUUACUCUCCUCAGGAUCAUGACAAGUUUAUCCAAAAUAAAAGCCCACAUCAGAUUCAGGCAUAUAUUCAAAAUGCAGAGCUGUAUGGACAGUAUGCCCAUGCUACUUCUGAUUAUGCGCUGCAAAACCAGGUGGUUGAUAAAUUUUUUGGACUAUAUGGUGAUGAAGAUGAUUCCUGGUGUUCAACUUCAUCAUCAUCUUCAUCAGACUCUGAAGAGGAAGGAUAUUUUCUAGGACAACCAAUACCACAGCCACGUUCAUUAAGAUAUCCAUACUAUACAGAUGAUCUUUCUAGUCCAACUACUGCACUGUCCAGUUCUCAGUUUGGGCAAAGGACAACCAAAUCAAAGAAGAAAAAAGGACAUAAAGGCAAAAACUGCAUAAUUUCUUAACAUCUUAUGUUUAACAGUUGAAGACCAAUUUUGUAGUUACUUGUCUGAACCAUUUUUCAAGUUGUGCCUAAGCAAGUUGUUAAUGCUUUGCCAAUGUCAAUGAUAACUACUGGUGUUUACAAUGUAAAACUAACAUUCAGAAACAUUGUUUCUCCAGGUAACAGCUUAAACUUGCCAAGUUUACCCAAUAAGUUGUAGCUGUUCUACUCUUUGUUAGUGUCUGUAAUAAAAAAUGCAGUAUGUGGACAUUUAAACUUGGGUGACUAGCAUGUCAGUCCAUUUGAGAAAAGGGUGCAAUAACAUGAAUGAACUGUAGAUUCAUUAUUUGUCCUUUAUUGUUGCUUUAUGUAUACAGAUGGCUUUUAUCUUUUCGGGCUUUUUCCUUAGAGUGAAAUGCCCACACUCCCGAGAUCUAAAGUCACACCCUGACUUCUUUCACAAGAGGUCUCUCUGUCUCUAGAAACUGGAAUUUUAAUCUCUUGUUGUAUUUGAAUCUCAUGUACAACUUCCAUACUUUUUGAGUGUGCUAUUCUUCCAAAGAGUACUUCAGUAAAAGGAUGCAAAUCCAAACCUGAGUGUAGAAAUAGCUGCAGCCAUCUUCAUAUACAGGCAGUCCUCAACUUACAAUGUGUUAAGUUACAUUUCACACUUACAACUUUUAUAAAUCGACACCCUGUUUCAACUUUGAUGUCAGUUUUGACUUUACAACGCUCAAUCCGAUGCCAAGUCAUGCUAGGGAACAAGUUUGCUGCAUCACCCAUCUCCCUGGAGAACCAGCAUCUGUCCAAACUUCUUUGGACACUUUCUUUAAGAAAGCAAACAAGACUCCAGAAAAACCUGCAACCAAGACUCCUGAAAAGACAAGAGCCCUUCAAAAAGUCCAGCAAAGUCACCUCAAAGAAGUCCUUCCAAAUCAAUAUGGUUGCUGUUUACAAUAUAAAUACAUUAAUGUAGCUAUAUUACUAAUCUAUAAUUGAUUGGGUACAACAUUCUGGGUUAUUUUUGGUGAAAAUAGGGUAUAGGGCCUUGGUUCAGGAACCAAUCUCCCAUUUAUAACAUUGUUUCCUAUGGGAAAAUCAGUUCCGAGUUGCAACGUUUCUACUUAAGACGCUGUUUUCAGGAACCAAUCGUGUCGUAGGUCUGAGGACUGCCUGUACACUAAAGAAGCAGUAAAUGGCCAAUACAUUUAUCUUGUAGCUCGUUUCUUUAAAAGAUAAGGAUUCCAUCCAUACAGUCACUUUUUAGUUAACUAAAUACUGAAACUAUUAAAUUAAUGUAAGUAUUGAAAAUGUAGCUGUUUUAGAACUGGACUAGUUUGGCUUUAUUUGGGGAGGGGUGCACAUCACUGCAGUUGAUGUUUAGUACCAUGCUGUAUUGCCUCCUCUGCCCCCAUAACAUUGAGGAGACAGUUGUGAUCUAAUGCUGGAAGCCCUUACUCUUGCAAGUAACCCCAUUUUAAAUAACAAAACUACUUGCAUGAUAAUGAACAUUUGUGUAAGGAUUGAAAAAACUAAGUCCAAGACUCAUAUCUUUUGAAACCCAUUAUCCAGGUUUUGUAAGUGUACUAGAGGCAAUUAUAAAUAUUUAUAAUGUAGUAUUUCAUAGACUAAAAGUGUAUUCAUAAUUUAACAGUGCAAAUAUUAAUGUACAUAUUGUAUAGUUAAGAUUUAAAAGCUGAUUAUUUUUAUAUCCCUGAAUUCCAAGAAAGUUGUUACAGUACAAAACUAGAUUUUAUUAGGGGUUUAACAGCAGCAUUAUGGAUGAAAAAAAUUGCUUGUCUUUUAGUCAGGGUUUUAAGUUUAGAAACACCCAAAAUGACAUUACUUAGUGAGCCAAAGCAUAAUUUUCUCUUAAAUAUUAAAAGCUCUGUAUGCAUGGUAGGGCUGUGUAAAUACUCUCUAACUAUGGCCCUCUUAAUCUUACAAGUGUUAUUUAUGGGUCAAGCAAAAUGUAAACUGUAUAAAUGUAAAAACCACACAAACCUGGAAUAUAUCAGUACAAACA
Messenger RNA from Alligator mississippiensis (American alligator), 4830 nucleotides. It is a transcript of the gene PRICKLE1, whose product is annotated as prickle planar cell polarity protein 1. The transcript has 8 exons. The record is from RefSeq and is a predicted model, not a curated record. The coding region runs from base 325 to 2826 and encodes 833 amino acids. Lineage: Eukaryota; Metazoa; Chordata; Crocodylia; Alligatoridae. Gene Ontology annotation, molecular function: zinc ion binding.